Messenger RNA from Oxyura jamaicensis (ruddy duck), 956 nucleotides. Its product is annotated as N-acetyltransferase family 8 member 3-like. The coding region runs from base 171 to 863 and encodes 230 amino acids. The transcript has 2 exons. Lineage: Eukaryota; Metazoa; Chordata; Aves; Anseriformes; Anatidae. The record is from RefSeq and is a predicted model, not a curated record. Gene Ontology annotation, molecular function: N-acetyltransferase activity.
GCUGGCAGGGAGCCCACGGCACCGGCGCUGCCCGUGGGCAAAGUCCCCGGGGGGAGCCGAGGCUCCCGGGGGGGGCCAAGCCCCCGCAUCCCCGCGCCGUGCCCGAGCAUCUCCCACCGCCGCCGGUCGCCGCGCGCCUCCCGGGGCCGCCCUCGGGUGCCAGCGGAGCGAUGGCGCCCUACCGCAUCCGGCAGUACCGGGACCAGGACUACGACGCCGUGCGCUCCCUCUUUGCCCACGGCAUCAUUGAGCACGCCCCGGCCGUGUACCGGCACGUGCUGCGCUCGGCGCGGAUGCAGCUGGCGCUGCUCGCCCUCUUCACCGUGGUGCGGGCGGCCGCCGGCUGCUGGCUGCUGGCGCUGGGGGCCGCGGCGCUGGCACUGGCGGCCGCCUGGCCCCUGCUCCGCUCCUUCAGCACGUCCUACGUGCACCAGGCGCUGCACACCGACCUCCUCGACAUCCGCGCCACCUACAUGCGGGCGCCCGACUCCUGCUUCUGGGUGGCGGAGGCCGGGGGGGCCGUGGUGGGCAUGGUGGCCGUGGCGCCGCCGCAGGACCCGUCCCACAGAGGGGUGGCCCUGGAGCUGAAGCGCAUGUCGGUCAGCAAGGACUACCGGGGCCGGGGCAUCUCCAAAGCGCUCUGCGGGGAGGUGCUGCGCUUCGCCCAGGCGCGGGGCUACGGGGCGGUCGUGCUCUCCACCUCCGUGGUGCAGGUGGUGGCCCAGCGGCUCUACGAGGGCCAGGGCUUCAGGAAGGUGGGCGCCUCCAGCCCCUCGCUGCUCGCCAGCCUCCUCUGCUUCCAGAUCUUCCAGUACCGCUGCGACCUGCCCGGCCGCCCUCCGUCCCCGACCCCGCCGCGCUAGGCACCGCCGCGGCACCGGCACCGGGGGGUGUCGGCAGGCCGAGCGCCCGGGGGGCUUUUCUGAGAAAAGAGCACUGAGAAAUAAAGAGAGACC